Molecule: messenger RNA, 1393 nt
Organism: Columba livia (rock pigeon)
Lineage: Eukaryota; Metazoa; Chordata; Aves; Columbiformes; Columbidae
Gene: ANKRD9
Product: ankyrin repeat domain 9
Exons: 2
Coding region: 227-1105 (292 amino acids)
Molecular function (GO): protein binding
Source: RefSeq, a predicted model, not a curated record
UCGGCGGCGGCUGGACAGUUCCCCGGUCCUGACCGACCUUCACCGCCCGGGCCGGGGGGUGGGGAUAAAAGGGCCCGGCGGCGGCGCGCGCUCCCGCUCCCGCCUCCACUGCGGCUGCGGCGGCUACGGGCAGCGGCACCGCGGGGACGGCGGAGAGGUCCGGACCCGAUGCGGCCUUUGCGCGCCGGGGUGGGAGGCAGCCCCCGGAGGAGCCCGCCCGCCCGCCAUGCCCUGGAGCGUCCGGUGGGUCGGCGGCCGCGGCGCCCAGUCCCAGAAGCACUGCAAGAAAUCCUCCUUCGCCUUCUACCAGGCGGUGAGGGACCUGCUGCCCGUCUGGUUCCUGGAGGACAUGCGGACCAUGGAGGUCUUCCACUGGGAGGACGGGGGCAAGGUGAGCGUGUACUCGCCCUCGGAGGCCCUGCUCUACGCGCUGGUGCACGACCACCAGCCCUACGCCCGGCACCUGCUCACUAAGUUCCCCCAGAGCGCCCUGGCUGUGCCCAGCCAAAGCUUCAGCUGCUGCCAGUCCUCAGCCCCACACCUGGCCAUGGCCGUCCGCUACAACCGGGUCCGCAUCCUCUUCCGAAUCCUCAAGGCCAUCCAAGCCUUCCCGCCCGGUGACAGAGCUGGCCACCUGGACCGCCGGGGCUGUAGCCGCGUGGAGGGUGGCAAGACAGCCUUGCACGUGGCCUGCGAGCUGGUGCGACCCGAGUGCUUGCUCCUGCUGCUCGGGCACGGCGCAUCGCCCUGCUUGCAGGACAGUGCGGGGAACACCCCCUUAGACACUUUGCUGCAGCAGAUCGCCCACACGCCGGCAGCAAACAUGCGUGCCAAGCUCCUCUGCCUCGACUGCCUCUUCUUCUUCGUGCCUCAGGACCUCCAGUUCACAAUGAAACAGCAACUGUUGGACAACCGGCAGCGGUGGCAGGACCUCCUGGGGGAGAACAGGCUCCAGUGCCUGCUGGGCUUAGCUCCCCCAUCGCUGUUUGUCGGAGCCAUGCGUGUCUUGAUCAGGACCAUUUCACCUGAGCAUUUCCCAGAGGCUUUGGACAAUUUGCCUCUGCCUCAUUUUCUAAAGCCUUUGGACUUGAAACUGGAGAGCUAGAGGGGUGGCAUGAGAGCCUCCUGCUCACCUGACAGAAAUAGACUUGUGCUAAAAAUAUAUCUGUAUAUGAAGCUGCUAAUGCAGCAGCCAAGUAUCUGUUUUAAUUAGGACUGUAUUUUUUAAAAGAAUUGUAUCUGGCACUUUACAAUAUAUUUUAUUUAAAGAUCCUUGCAGUGAGGUGAGGUCUGCACUGCAUUUUAUAAAAUUAUGUACGAAUGAGGGUACGUAGGAGAAUAUAUUUGUAAAUACAUCUAAAUAAAACAGUGGCAGAUGUGAUCAAAAUACAAA